AUGGGUCGCAAGGUCGGUCCUGCCACGUCUCGGAUGGGCGGGGACUCUGACAGUCGGAGGUUCAAAUCCUUCCGUCGGCAAUUCUUUUUGUUAACUGUUCUAUCCUGUAUUGUCUUUUUCGUUAUUGCCCCUCCUCUGUUCAUGCUGGCUGUUGGUCUCUGUUGUACCUUUUAUGCUGCAGGCCAUGAUUCAAACCACGAUCCCUCCCGUCACAGUCGUGAGCUCUUUGGCGGGGAGCCUUUGUUUGGCUCACCAAUGACUGUGAAGCAAAUACAGCAGCCACACGGCGACUUGAUAAUGCUCCUGAGCGCAUGGUCACCAGGAACCUACAUUGAAUGA
Penicillium longicatenatum is the source of this 339-nucleotide messenger RNA. RefSeq lists its product as uncharacterized. The transcript has a single exon. The coding region runs from base 1 to 339 and encodes 112 amino acids. The record is from RefSeq and is a predicted model, not a curated record. NCBI's taxonomy places the organism in Eukaryota, Fungi, Ascomycota, Eurotiomycetes, Eurotiales, Aspergillaceae.